CGGUUGCGGUCGCGGUUGCGGUUGCGGUUGCGCAGCGAGUGAAACCAUCCAUCCAAUCCAACCGCCGUCGCCAUGGCCCGCGACGAUGACCCGCCGCCGGCGAAGCGUCCCCGCACAGACUGCACGGGCACCAGCUCCAACGAUGGUGAGCCACCGCCGGCUAAACGUCCCCGCACAGACUGCACGGGCACCAGCCCCAUCGACUCCCUCCCCGGGGACCUGCUGCGCGAGAUCUUCCUCCGCGUCGACCCUCUCCCGGAUCUCGUCCGCGCCGCCUCCGCCUGCCGGGGGUGGCGCGACGCGGUGGUCUCCUUUCCUCCCUUCCGCCGUCACUUCAUCAAACGACACCAGGCGCCCCUCCUCGGCUUCUUCUUCGACCCGCCGAGUCGAGAUGUCCCUUCCAUCCCCAGCUUCGCCCCCGCUCGCUGGAAUGACCCCAUGCUCGCCGCCGCCCUCUUGCGCGGCGACUUCCUCCUCACCAGCCUCCAGAGGCGCCCCCUCCUGGUGGAGCCUAGCUGGUUCGUCCUCGACGCCCGCGGCGGCUACCUUCUUCUCAUCAAAUGGGACGAGGGGUCCGAGGGAUUGCUGGCGCUGCUAAACCCGUUGGAGCAGCGCCAGCGCUUCUUUGAUGUGGAUGAUAUCCGCAUCUUCGACGACGGCGACCGCCUCAGCAGUCGUCAUUUCCUUCGCGGCGGCCUCAUCUUGGACGAGGAGAACCCCGACAGAUUUGGCAUCUUCUGUGUUGCAUCCCAAGGAGAGUUCAGGUUGCGGGCUGCCAUCUUCUCCUCAGCCAGGGCCGACGCAAUGCCAAUGGACGGCGGCUGGAUCCUUUCCUCAUGGUUGGAGGUCGAGCACCCGGUCGACCCGGCAAUCGAUGGCGGCACUUGGCUCUGGCCUGACAGCGGCAUGCGAGCGGGCAGGUUCAUCUACUGGCCUUACAUGGAUGGUCGGCACGUGCUUGUCUUGGAUCCCACCCACCCAGCCACUCCACGAUUGUUUGUUGAGAGGAUCACUUUCCCAGAUGGCCUGGAUCGUGCUGAAUUUGGAAGAUAUAUCAUCGGUGAAACUCGUAAUGGCAUGAUGAGCAUUGCUUAUACUGACGGAUUCACCGUCGUUCUCAUGGCGCCUUUAGAAGAUGGCUGGGCAGCUGGGACAUGGACCCCCGUCGACCGAUUCGAUCUCACUGAUGAGCUUGUUACUAUGUUGGGGCAACUUCCCGCCGAGGACGAGCUGGAACUUGUGGCAAUGAGGGGUACCAUCCUCUACUACACAACAUCACAGAUGUACCAUCCGUCUCAUAACUCUUGUUGGUUCGCAUCCCUCUGCUUGGAAACAGGGCAAGGGGAGUGGUUGUUUGCAAGGGCGUAUGAUGCUUUCGUCCAACCAUACAACCAUUUGUUGUGGCCAAGAUUUCUCAAGGCAACCCCAAAAGGAUGAUCCUUCAAAAGAAUUGCUCUUCUCCUAGUAAAUCAAAACGUUCAGCUACCAUCGAAAACUGAUCUCUUCUUUGGACCGAAGAACCUGACCAAGUUUCAGGAUUCAACGACCUCUCAAUACUGUAUUCUCAUCGUUCAUGUGGUACUACUUGACAUCUUAUAUUACCAAAACACUGUGAGUGGAAAAACUGUAAAGUUGAUCUGUUCCUUAGGUUCGCUACACUCUCUUUUUGGUGUUGGGGCAAGGCAUCAGGACCUUGGUUGGAGCCUCUUUUGUGUUCUGUCUGUAAGGAGAACCGCAUGUGAUGUAUUAAGGAGAAGAUAAAAAGGCCAAAACGAAGGCCGGCAGUACAUCUUAGACAAAUGGUCUCCUAGAUCUUGGAUUGUAAACUACUUACAACCAGCUCAUAGCAGUAAGCAUUAGAGAGGACAGUAUAAUUUGUAGAGUUCAGUUAGCAGGAAACGACACCACUGGCAAUAGCCCAUUGCCUAGCUUCCUCUUUGUUUUCUCCAAUGAGCUGCUGAAUGGUUUUGAGUUUGUUUUCAAAGACGUUGAAGUAGAAAUUAGUAGUAGUUUGUUUAGAUUUUGUGUUAAAAUACAGGAAUGUCGAAUAUUGCUGGACAUGAACAUUGCAGGUGUUGCAUAGGGUUUGGGUUCAGGAUGA
Molecule: messenger RNA, 2101 nt
Organism: Lolium perenne
Lineage: Eukaryota; Viridiplantae; Streptophyta; Magnoliopsida; Poales; Poaceae
Molecular function (GO): protein binding
Source: RefSeq, a predicted model, not a curated record